Molecule: messenger RNA, 488 nt
Organism: Saitoella complicata NRRL Y-17804
Lineage: Eukaryota; Fungi; Ascomycota; Saitoellomycetes; Saitoellales; Saitoellaceae
Exons: 1
Coding region: 87-338 (83 amino acids)
Source: RefSeq, a predicted model, not a curated record
GACGAACGGAGAAGGGAAUCCUGCUGAGGAGGUUGGAUAUCAAGUGUAAGGCCAAUCAAGGCAUUCGUUCUAACAUCUAUUUUAAUAUGGUGCUGCUCCUGCCGUUAGCUGGGCCAUGUGGUUUGGUGUCGAUCUCAUCAAGAAUCAUCGCGGUACAGAAGACUUGGCAUGUUCGCCAAACUGUCUCCUGCUGCCUGUCUCUUUACUACAGCAAGCACAUCCAUAGAACCAAUACUUGGAGACGAAUUCUCGGAAACGUAGUUGCUUUUGUUGAUAGCACGACAGCAAUUCAGAACACGAAUCGUUCAUUUUCUCACGGUUCGACACUAAAGUUCUAAUCGGUAUCUUAAAUAGUCAUUCAGCUGUUCUUUGUGCUCUGAGAAUGUCCUAGAGAGUUUCUGCUCCACCUUGCUCUUCUGCCUUCCAUCAGCCGCCUGCCUCCGCAGUACCAUUCGAUCAUUUCCCACGUAUCAACUCUGCAGACACAA